UAAAUUUUCUUACUUUUGUUCGGUUAAAACCUUCUUUAAAAUCUUAUAAUCACGUGCAUUAUAAAUACAAACUCAAUUUGCACCAUGAUGAGCGCGAAAUUGUGUGCUUCUUGACGCGAUUUGACAGCAAACUUGCCACAGUUCGAUUUCCCAUGGUCAGUCCAGCAAAAACUAUGAUCCCUGCUCCUGCUACUCUUACUUACUCAACUGAGGCUAACGCUUCUGACCCUGGAAGCCACAAAAAUGGAGCUUCAGCUGAAGACAAUGAAAGGGAAACAACUGAAUGCCUUUCUGGUUUUAUAUUCCUCUGUAAUCAGACCACAAAGUUGCAAUGUUAUCAAUACCGUGUCUUUGGACUUCCAUGGGGCCAAAAGGGAGCGGCGGAGAAGAUAAAGCCUGGGUCAAAGCUAUUUUUGUUUGAUUUUAAGUCAAAGCUUCUGUACGGUGUAUAUGAAGCAACUUCUGAUGGAGGUCUUAACUUGGAACCUGCUGCUUUUGGAGGGAAAUUCCCUGCUCAGGUAAAAUUCAAAAUUUUCAAGGAAUGUCUUCCAAUUCCUGAGAGUUCCCUUAGGUAUGUUAUAAAGGAGAACUAUACAGGUGCAAAAUUUAAGCAAGAACUCGAUGUAAAGCAAGUGACAAAAUUGAUAUCAGCUUUUAGUCCUUUGGCUGCAUCUAUAUGCCAGCCUGCACCGCAACCUCUGGUACAGCCUGCAUCUAUAAGCCAGCCUGCACCGCAACCUUUGGCUGUAUCUAUAUGCCAGCCUGCACCGCAACCUCGACCGGGGGCAAUUCCUCCUUCACUAUUGGAAUAUCAGCAUAAGCUUACAGGGAGACUGCCUAUGAUGGAAGCUCCUUAUUUAGCUCAGGUGCAAUAUAACAACAUUCUACCGCCAGUGGAGGCUCGACCUGUUCUCAACAUCACUUAUCCGGAGCAUGGGUCCCAUAGAAGAGAAGCUAAUGUGGAAAAUGUAUAUCCAACUUUGGACCAUCAAAGUUUGCCAGCAGCCAGUAGUUAUGUUGCCUAUCCUCAACAACCGUUGUUUGCCGCAGAUGUUGCCCACCGAUUGCAGGAGCCAUCCUAUUCAGGGUACACUACUGUGGAACAGCGAGCUUCUCAUGAUGAAGUCACUAUCUCUGGGGGGCAGUAUCAUCAGUUGCCUCUACAAAGAGAAUCACCAUAUCAAGAUAAUCCGGCUUCAUACUAUCCUAACUCAACAGCUACAGAUCAGAACACUCCCUCAGUUUUGCCUUUACUAGGCAGACAAUAUCAAGAUAGCUCCACUCCAGCAGCUCCUCUCCAUUAUACAUCAGGUUAUUGGCAACAUGGCCAUGAAUCUUAUUUUCCCAUAUCGACAGAAGCAUCACUUCAAGGUAGUGUGACAGCAUACAACUCUAAUCUGGUAGCUACUGCUCAAUGCGCUUCAUCAGUCAUGACACGAGCGCCUGUUCCUUAUGAUCAGUCAUCUUUACAAGGCCCACAGUAUCAAGAGAGUGUGGCUGCACAAGGCCCACAGUAUCAAGAUAGUGUGGCUGCAUACAGCUCCAAGCCUGCAGUUCUCACACCGUAUACUACAUCCGUUGUGCAGCCACAAGUCCAGGCUACUUAUUUAUCCCUACAGAGAGAAGCAUUGUAUCAAGAUAACGUGGUUCCAUACAACUCCAAUCCAACAGUUCCAGCCCAGUAUACUUCAAUUUUGCAGCCACGAGGCUCUGCUACGAAUUUUCCCUUUCAGGGUGAAGCUUUACGUUGAUCUAAUGUAGCUUUGUACAGUUGGACAGCUAUUCAUCUUUGUCGUGGGUGGAAUUCAAAUAAUCUAACUUUAGCCUUUUAGUAGCUAUUAGGUCUGAAUCUUCUGAUUUUGCUGGAGUUCUUAUUUUCGUGCCAAUGUUGCAAGUUUUCUGCAUGGAAAAAUUUAACCAAAUGAUCCUUCCAAA
Molecule: messenger RNA, 1935 nt
Organism: Salvia miltiorrhiza (redroot sage)
Lineage: Eukaryota; Viridiplantae; Streptophyta; Magnoliopsida; Lamiales; Lamiaceae
Exons: 5
Coding region: 153-1751 (532 amino acids)
Source: RefSeq, a predicted model, not a curated record